Messenger RNA from Acanthosepion pharaonis, 1596 nucleotides. Lineage: Eukaryota; Metazoa; Mollusca; Cephalopoda; Sepiida; Sepiidae. The record is from the annotation of a GenBank genome assembly.
AUGAACCAUUCUAACUUCCCACGACACCCUUUCCUUGUCGGCGCCCAUCUCUUUCUCUCACUCUCUCUCUCUCUCUCUCUCUCUCUCUCUCUCUCUCUCUCUCUCUCUCUCUCUCAACUUCCCUUUCUCUAUCUAGUUAACUAUAACUAUCUGUCUGUCUGUCUACCUAUCUAUCUAUCUCAGUACAUUAUCUAUCUAUCUCUCUAUGUUCAUAUCUAUUUAUUUAUCUCAGCUCAUAUCUAUCUAUCUAUCUAUCUAUCUAUCUAUCUAUCUAUCUAUCUAUCUAUCUAUCUAUAUAUAUUAAGAAAUGGACAAGUAUUAAAUAAUAUCUAUCUAUCUAUGUUCAUAUCUAUUUAUCUAUCUCAGUUCAUAUCUAUCUAUCUAUCUCAGUACAUUAUCUAUUUAUCUAUCUAUAUAUCUAUCUCAGUACAUUAUCUCUCUAUGUUCAUAUCGAUUUAUCUAUCUCAGUUCAUAUCUAUCUAUCUAUCUAUCUAUCUAUCUACCUAUCUAUCUAUCUAUCUCAGUACAUUAUCUAUCUAUCUAUCUAUCUAUCUCAGUACCUUAUCUAUCUAUCUAUCUAUCUAUCUAUCUAUCUAUCUAUCUAUCUAUCUAUCUAUCUAUCUGUUUGUUUCUCUGCCCACUUGCCCAACUAAUCCCUCCCUUAAUCGAUUUUAUCGAUCUAUAGAUUUACGCGUAAAUAGGUACAUGCAGCGAACAAGUUUCCUACCCACAACCGCACCCUACAACAAUUCCCUUUCUGCCUUUCUCAACGCAUACGUUUGCUCAUGUAUGAGUGAAUGUAUAUAUACAUUUCUUCAUAUCUAUCUAUCUAUCUAUCUAUCUAUCUAUCUAUCUAUCUGUCUGUCUAUCUAUCUAUCUAUCUAUCUAUCUAAACAUAAACAUGUUCAUAUCUAUCUAUUAUCCAUCUUUCUAUUGCUCUCAAUCGGUUCAUAUCUAUCUUUAAACCUUAUCUAUCUAUCUAUCUAUCUAUCUAUCUAUCUAUCUAUCUAUCUAUCUAUCUAUCUAUCUUUAAUCAUAUCUAUCGCAAUUAAAUCAUAUCUAUCUAUGUAUCUAUCUAUCUAUCUGUCUGUCUGUCUGUCUGUCUGUCUAUUUUCUGUUUCACUUCUCUCUUUUUCUAUCUUCUUUUACUCUGUAUUUGACUUCGCCAUUGCUUUCCACUUCUCCCCUCUCUCUCUCUCUCUCCCUCUCUCUCUCUCUCUCUCCCUCUCUCUCUCUCUCAUUCCUGGCUUUUCAUUUUUUUUCCUUACUCUUUCUUCUUCUUCUCUCACUCUCUCCAUAAUUUUUUACUUUUCCCUCUCUUUUCACUCCUCUCUUUCUUCUGGCUUAUUUCUCCCCCUCCUUUCUCUCUCUCUCUCUCUCUCUCUCUCUCUCUCUCUCUCUCUCUUCCUGUCUACAUAUUUCUUCUCUUUAUAUUAUCAUGCACAUCUGCAUCUCUCUUUCUCCCGGAUUUUCUAUCUUCUAUCCCUCUCUCUCUCUCAUUCAUCUCUCACUUCGCCUUCGCUUUUCCCUUUUUUCUCUCUCUCUCUCCUGGAUUUUCUCUUUUUCUCCUUCUCUAUCUCUCUCUCCCCUCUCUAA